AUGAAUUUUAUUCCGUACAUGGAUCAUAAAACUGUCUUAGUGACGGGAUUCUUACCGUUUAAGUCCGGUGAAAAUGGUAUAUCAAUUAAUCCAAGCUUGGAGGCCGUAAAGUUGAUGGAUACUAGUCGGUUAAAAGACCGAUUGAAUAUCACUGUGAUUAGGGAGGCGGUGCCGGUGGAAUACGAGUAUAUCGACGCGAAUAUGCAUAGGAUGUGGGGUCAAUAUAAACCCGACUUGACUAUUCACGUUGGGGUAUCCAAUCGUGUUGAAGAGUUUACUUUAGAGAAACAGGCGAAUAGAACCACGUACAUAUUCCCGGACAACUGUGAUUGCGUACCCUACAGACACGAGAACCGGAGUUACGGUCCUGAUUGUUUAGCCACCGAUUUACAAGUUGACCGGAUCUGCGAGACUUUUAACAAGGGUCUGAAUAAAUUGUCUUUGCAAGCUAUUUCAUCCAAUGAAGGUGGAAAAUUUGUUUGCGAGUACAUUUACUACACGUCGUUGUGUGAGCAACUUAAUAGGAGUAAAACGUCAUUGUUAAUCCACGUGCCUAUGAUGGAGGCUGAAAAGGAGUUCAGAGAGCUGGCUGAAGGUCUCGAGCGCUUGGUAGAAAUCUGUGUUGAACAAAUACGACCAAAAAGCCAAACACCUGAAAUGUCAACAUAUUAUGAAUAUAUUUUAUAA
Messenger RNA from Arctia plantaginis, 687 nucleotides. NCBI's taxonomy places the organism in Eukaryota, Metazoa, Arthropoda, Insecta, Lepidoptera, Erebidae. The record is from the annotation of a GenBank genome assembly.